Anopheles coustani is the source of this 3276-nucleotide messenger RNA. RefSeq lists its product as uncharacterized. NCBI's taxonomy places the organism in Eukaryota, Metazoa, Arthropoda, Insecta, Diptera, Culicidae. The record is from RefSeq and is a predicted model, not a curated record. Gene Ontology annotation, cellular component: cell-cell junction. Gene Ontology annotation, molecular function: cell adhesion molecule binding. The transcript is spliced from 9 exons. Gene Ontology annotation, biological process: cell-cell adhesion. Bases 1 to 3276 code for a protein of 1091 amino acids.
AUGUUUCACAACGCCCAUAUCGCCAGUCCCGAUGAGCGGCCCGAAGCUGUUCGACCGGUGAGUCAACAAUGGCUGCCCAGGGCGAACGAUGGGCCAUCGUUAAGUAGAGCAAUUAAUCAUAGGCACCAGAUAAAUGUAGCGUACUCGAAUGUAGAUGAUACGUUUAUUCCCAACGAAGACGUAACAUCCUACGGUCAAGAGGAGCCGUUGUUUGAUAGAAACCCUGAGGCGGUAGACGCGCCCGAUCAAAUUAGCGUAAAGUAUGCUUUCACGAACGAACGACACCGGCGGGCAGUGGAGAACCUUGCCGUCCAAGCCAGCACGGCAUCGGAAGUGCCAUCGACAGUGGGUUGGAUGCCUCUGGAAGACGAUCCGCCCAUCAGGUCAUCCGUUGCCAAUGGCGACAAUGUGUCUUCACGGGAUGCGAUAUUCUCCCCGGCACACUUGGACGUGAAGGCGAAACAGACGAAUGGUUUUUCCAACGCGGUUGCCAGUAGUCCAAGUAGGCGUUCGAAAGAGGAUAGAAGCGUCAGUUCCUCAGAGCUGCCGAUAGGCGAUGCCGUUGGGGCUGUGAUCAAUAACGUUAAAGUGAGUAAUUCAGUGCAACCUAGAAGCGAUGGAGCGGUUGCGGAGCAUUCGAAGCCGGAGCUAAUGGAGCAGAAAAGUCACGACGAACGAUAUUUGAAGACACUGGACACACGAGAAGGUGAAGAGUUGGAGAAUGCUAGCGAACAAAGGUCUUUGUCGCCGGAACAACGACCGUCUCGUCGGAUGACAGCGGAUGUAGGAGCAAUUACACCGACGCAUUCUUCGACGACUAGUGAAGGCAUCCGGGGUUUCAUUCUGUUAGACGACAGUGUCUACAUCGCACACGACACGCAAGACCGUCGGAGUAAUGGGAGCUCAGCGGGACCGAACCUACCUACGCUCGACUCCAGCAUCUUUGCCGGUCGAAACUUUGACGAACAAAUCAUCUUUCUCAAUGGGCCAGAUCUGCUGGAGACAAGUGUCGAACAGGAGUCAUCAUCGUCGCCAGCUCCCGGGCUUCACACCGCGCCCCGACGCCCGAUGGGAAAAGUUGCUCGCGACGUUUCGCAGCUGUACGACGCGGGAGACCAUCAUGGGGAGGAACCAUUGGAGGAACCAUUAGCUCUGCCGCUGCGACCCAUCGUUCGUGAUCCGGCCGAAGCGGAGCUGGCGGGUGAGGACAACGUCGUCGUGCUGUAUGCGGACCAGCGGGAACCGGUGCGGUUGAACUGCGAGGUCGACGCCGACAUCACGACGAGCGUGUGGCUCAAGGACGGCCAGAUAGUGCACGCGACGGACAAGAAGUCACGAACCGCCGACGUCCGGUUCGUGCGCGAAUCGUUCGGCGGGCUCACCAUCCGGAGCGUGAUGAUGGAGGAUGACGGUGUGUGGCAGUGCGAGGCGCAGAACGCUCGCGGGUUCCUCUUCAACGGCCGCCCGAUAAAGCUGAUCGUUCUGGAUCCACCGAAGGAGCCGUACCUGCUGAUCGAUUCCCGGCGCCUCGAUGCGGGAAACAUGUUCAUCCCGGUGAAGGAAAACGCCGAGCUGACGCUCGCCUGCGUCAGCGAGGGUGGUAACCCCAAGCCGGCGCUCUCCUGGGAGGUCCUGCUCAGUCCCGGCAUCGACCGGCACGCACAGAAGCUGCCGAACGAUGUGCUCGAGCUGCAGGAGAUGAAAAAAGAUAAGGACAAGGAACCGUACAAGAUCAACAGUGGGGCCGUGUCGGAGGCGAAGCUGCCGGGCGUCUUCCGGGUGCACCACAAUGCCCGCAUCCUCUGCAUCAUGGAACAUCCGACGCUCAAAGUGCGCCAAAACGCAUCGAUUCUGCUCGAUGUGCAGUACACGCCGUCGUUCGCCAUCACGAGGACGCCCGGGUUCGGUUAUCCGCUGCGGGAAGGGAUCGAAGUUUCGCUCAAGUGUGACGUCGACUCCAAUCCGCCCAGCACACCGCUCUGGCAGAAGGACGACGGGGACACGCCGGUGCCGCAGAUCGGCGACGGGUUCCUCAACUUCAGCUCGAUCCGGCGCGAACAUUCCGGCUGGUACAAGUGCACCUCGAGGCAUCUCAAUUUCCAGUACUCGAGCAUCGGAUACUAUCUGAGCGUUCGCUAUGAACCAGUCGAUGUAACGUCGGAACCGGUCGAGCAGGAUCUCUCCAUGAUCUCAUCGUCAUCAUCAUCCUCAUCGGCUUCCUCCUCGUCAACGUUCUCCGUCUCGUCCGCUUCCUCGUCAUCCACCAGCAACGGGGUGGGACCGGUGAAAAACAGCCCCCCAUUCGGUCCGUUUCCGGUCGGCUCACCGAUCGGAUCCUUCAAACCCGGCGGCCAAAUGGAAGUCGAGCUCGGCGGUUCCGUAACGCUCCAGUGUCCUCAAGGAUCGCUCGGUUGCUGGUCGCAUCUGGAUUCGGCCGCGGUUCGGCUGAAAGGGUCCGGCCAAACGGGGCAGGUUUCGCUGAAGGACGUCGUCUACCAGGACGCCGGCACGUACAAGUGCGUCGGCCAGAGCUCGGGCGGCAACCGCAAAAAGCUCGACCCACCUCAGACUCCGCCGGCAGUGAGGGGAGGUCCCACGGUCAUCGCCCGAAACUCCACCCCUUCCAUCCUGCCCGGGACGCCAUUGCAUCUGUCUGUGCAGUUUUGUGCCAAUCCACCUGCGUACGCUGCCCGGUGGCUCCAUGGGGACCGGGUCUACACUCCCGGAAACCAGUACGGCAGCGACGUAGUGGCUUAUGGUUUCACGGACCUGCCGACGCCAUUCUGCAAGGAGGCACGUUUGACCUACGUGCACAUGCACGAGAACGUCCCGCGGCGGUUCUACUUCGUCGUGUCGUCGCCGAGCGGUGUAGCGGAGGCCAUCUUCCGAGUCAACCUAACGCUGCCCCGCAAGCCGAGCGUGUCCCCAGUGUCCCCUCCACCGUCGACCGGGACCUCCGGGAAGCGCGGAAACUCAUUUUCAUCCCCAUCGUCCUCGUCCUCGUCCUCGGGAGCGGCCAACGUCAACGGAGGUCUCGCGGGCUACAAGCUCAACACCGUCCACAGCGUGCCGGGAAAUGGACUCUCCGACACGGGCGAGGAGCUGCUCGAGCCGGAAGAAAUUCAUUUUCCCAUCUUCGGAACCGGCGGAGGUGGCGGUACCGCCCAGCUUGGACUUCCGGUCGCCAUUGCAUCGCUUGCAUCGCACUGGCGUCGCAUCCUGCACGCUCUACCGCUGCUACUCGCGCUGCUAUUGCCACCUCUUCUAACGCUGUAA